AUGGCCGUAGGUUCUUUGACACCCGACCCUAUUCAAGAAAGACUCGAGGAUGAAGAUAUAUUUUCCUUUGAUGAAGAAUUGGUACAAUUAAGAGACGCAGCUAUAAGACAGAAAAGAUAUAGGCCUUAUUUCAAAUGCCUAGAAGAAUAUAAUGGAGACAUUAGGAAGCUAUUCAAAGAAACAGAGGAAAUGCAAGAGAAGGUAAAUUCUGUAACAGAUGUAGGGGUUUCUCAAUUGUUGGAUUUAAAAGACAAUAUAAUAUUGAAGUCAAGAAGAAUCCAAUUCAAAGAAGAAAAGCAUUAUGUGUAUGAUAGUGAAAGAUCUGAUUGCACUUCCGUAGAAUCUUCUUCCCAUGGAUUGAAAAAAAUAUUUAAAUUUUGGAACAGACGUGGUAAGAAGGAAAUAGUAAUUAUUUCUCAAACAAGUAAAUGUUUUGGUCAUAAUACUGAUGAAUAUACAUCCUCCACGGGGAAUUCAUCCUCUCCUUAUUCCAUAAACAAUGCGGUAAAUUUUCAAAAUGAUUGCUUAGUUCAGUCAGAAAGGAAAGAUAAAUGGUUAGAAAUGGAGAAACACCAUGGCGGAGGUAAUUUGGAUUAUUCUUAUCCCUUUAUAAUGCAUGAAAGUCCUCCGAAACUUUCUAUUAAUUUUUAUAAGGAUGUUGUGAAGAAAAAUGAAGUGGAUAUCCCAGAAAGUGUCCUUAGUGAACCAAUUAUUGAUAUCAAAGAGGCAAUUCAUUUAAAGUACAGAAUGUUAAGUCCUUUAAAAAAGCCUUUUAAGAAAGUAUUAACCGUUCCCUCCAUGGAAAUUCUUCAAGAACAACAAAACAGAGGACGGAAGCAUUUCCGUGGCAGUUUUACAGAAGUAUAUGAAAAUUAUUAUACAAAAAAAGCAUGUACUGAAAAAGAAGGGAGGUUUAGAGAAUUUUUUAAUUUAGGUUUGUUUAUAACAAAGAGGAAUAAGGAAGAAAGUGAAGAAAGUUUGCAAUGA
Messenger RNA from Naumovozyma castellii, 987 nucleotides. RefSeq lists its product as uncharacterized. Bases 1 to 987 code for a protein of 328 amino acids. The record is from RefSeq and is a predicted model, not a curated record. The transcript has a single exon. NCBI's taxonomy places the organism in Eukaryota, Fungi, Ascomycota, Saccharomycetes, Saccharomycetales, Saccharomycetaceae.